This is a messenger RNA of Bombus impatiens (common eastern bumble bee), 1247 nucleotides long. RefSeq names its product peroxisomal membrane protein PEX14 (gene Pex14). The transcript has 4 exons. Gene Ontology annotation, molecular function: signaling receptor binding. Gene Ontology annotation, biological process: protein import into peroxisome matrix, docking. The record is from RefSeq and is a predicted model, not a curated record. Bases 268 to 1068 code for a protein of 266 amino acids. Lineage: Eukaryota; Metazoa; Arthropoda; Insecta; Hymenoptera; Apidae. Gene Ontology annotation, cellular component: peroxisomal membrane; peroxisomal importomer complex.
AUUCAUGUUUCUUUUGUUAUUUGAUAUCUAUACAUACGAUAUAUUUUAAUUAAAUAUAAAAAACAGAGUUCAAUAAUUUUCUUGGUAGAUAUUUGAAAAUCUUCUUAUACCCAAAAGAUACUAUAUCAAGUGUUUAUACCAACGCCUGCGCGUUGUAAUAUUUUCGGAUACAUGUGUACCUAGUAUUACAAAAUGAUUUACAUAAGAAAAAACUGAAUAUGAAUACAUAGUUAUGAUACUUUCGUUAAAGUGAUCAUAUCUUUAAUUAUGGCUAUGGCUAACCAAGAUGCAAAUAAUAAUAACCUUGCUUUGAGGGAAAAUUUAGUAAAAACAGCAGUAGAAUUUUUACAAAAUCCUAAAGUACAAAGUAGCCCUAUUGGACGUAAAGAAGAAUUUCUUCAAAAAAAGGGUUUAACAGAGGAAGAAAUUAAAAGAGCAUUUAAAUUAGCUUCUAUUGACAUAACGAUUGAUCAAAAUGUUGUUCGUAAUUCAAAUGAUUAUACAGUGGUCCCUAUCCCACCGAGACAAAUGUAUCCAUAUUUUCAAACAUACCCAUACCAAAUAACUCUUUUCCAAAGAAUUAAAGAAUUCUUCAAUGCUACGGCUUUAAUUGGAGCUACUAUAUAUUGCAUUUAUUGGUUUUACAAGAAAUUUAUUGAACCAUUUCUAUUUGGCCGGAGAAAGAAGGAUAGCGUAAAGGAUUCAGUUACUGAGUUAGACAAAACUAUUCAAAAUUCCAUGAAAGAAGUAAAAGAAUCUAUUUCUAAAGUUGAGGGAGAUGUCCAAAAGUUGACACAGAAUCGAUCUAUGGACCCAAUGGUACCUCAAUUGGUACAAGAAUUGAAACAAGAUUUAGCUAGUCUCAAAUCUUUACUUUUGUCAAGAAAACAAUUUCCAAGUGCGCCAGCAUCAGUACCAUCUAUAUCUAUACCAACAUGGCAAUUAGAUGCUGCAGGUACAAGUCAGGAAAAAUCAACUGAACGAGAAGAUGAUGCUGGAAGUGGAAGUAGCGCUAAUAAUUCAGAUAGUUCUCUGGAAAUGAUUCGCGAAGAUCCGCCUAAGGUGUAAAUUCAAGAUAAUUCAUAAACAUUCACUUCCACCAUAACAGUCUUCAAUGUACAGAAUAUUCUGUGAUGUCUAUUAAAAGAAAUAGAUGAUUUUAAUCACGUGUAAUAUAUAUUAAGAUUCGAACUUUUACUCUUAUUAUAUUACCGAUUCAACUUUUAUUUUGACCAAUUCUGUGUUGA